GGCGGAACCGACAGCACGCACUCAGCGCUCAACUUCAGUCGAAAAGUAUCUAACAGACGGCACAUAUCAAACCAUGGGCUCGUCUCCCAGCGUGGGACUUUUUUUGAUACUUUCACUCGUUCUUGUGUGCGAUGCAUCGGGAGAUAUGGAGCAAAGACCUGUUACACACUUGCUGGAUGAAGAGAUGCUUCAGGCAUUUUCACCAGAGGAGAGGCAAUUUUUGCAGAGACCAAUAAUCCCUGACAUUUCCGAGAUGAUGAAAUUGCUAGCCUCUUCAGAGGCAGAUAUGAACCCAAGAGAAGACACAAAUUUUCACCUUGAGGAUGUCACAAGAGAACGCAGAGUUUUUAGUCCUCGCUCUAUGAGACUGAAAAUGGGACCGCAGAUUCUUUUCCCACCAGCCUUCCCAACUAUCGGCAACCUCAAAGAUAUCUGUACAUUUAGUAAAGGUCCGGUCCGAUAUCCUAAAGGCCUAUUUCCUACGAGUGGCUUUGGUAGUGAACAUCGGAGAGGUGAUGCUGUUAAUCGACUUCAACCGUGGUAUGGUGUGUGCUGUGGCCUUAAUCAAACACCGGAAGAGCAAAUCUGUUGUGCUAAACAAGCGUGGAGGAAAACCCUUUCUGACUUCUGCAGUGAGGAAUUCUCUAUUAAAACCAGUCACUAUUCCUGCUGCCACAAGAGAGGGCAGGCCCGAUGGACCUGUUUUGAUAAAGAGGCUUCAGAUUCUUCAUACAACCUUCAUAUCUCUUCUGAGAUCUCAAAUGCCAACACUCCACAAAAGGUCAAAGGCUUCAAAUAUAACCCCAAUGCUUGCAAAGGCCUUUCAUCAUCCAGCUCAUUAUUGGCUUCUCCAAGAGCAUUUAAGAAGAUGACUGGAGUUCCAGACAUCAACUUUCCACUCGGCCGUCCUGAUUCCUCCAACAUUGCACUGAUCUGUGCUCAUCGCAAGAUCCGGCCCCGCUACACCCCCAAGUGUCUUCCUCGUACUGGCUAUGGCUGGCUGGCCCGUCAAUCAAAGGCCAUCAAUGUCCUUGAGAAAGAAUUUAACCACUGCUGUAAAGAGAAAAAUGGUGUACAACGCUGUGCUGAAAGAAAGUGGAAGAGGAUUGUGGACAUAUUUUGUAAAGUGGAGAAGAAAACCAAAGGAAAGCAGUUCGAGUGUUGUGAAAAGAAGAAAGGAGAAGAGCAGUAUGCCUGUUUUGCAUCUGCUGCUCCAGAUCCAGGGUACAGCUUUAUUGAUGGAGUAUUCACUCCUCUUGCUGCCCCUCCCACCAUCAAUGCAUUCUGUGAUAUGUCCACAACCAUCCAGAACAUGACUAGUUUCCGUUUCUCAUUGGAUCAAAUGGUUGAACGGUGCUGCUCUCUAGUGUUGCAGGAGAGACCUGCAUGCAUAGAUGCAGAGCUUGACAGCCACCUGAAUGAUUUGUGUAAAGUGAAGGAGCUGGUGAAGCCUCAUUGUUGUGAACCAAAAAUCAAAAACCGUGCCAAAUGUGCCACAAAACUGCUGCUGCGCUCCAUGGCAAAGGCAAAUAAAAUCAAAGACAGCAGGAGGAAGAAAUGCCCCCUCUCCUCCUAACUUCUGUUGUCUAGAGUUCAUUUGUGUUGUAAUCCAGGCAGAAUCCUGAUACUACGAAUGUGGACCAGUUUAUAUAGAGCACACACAUUUUAAUAUACUAACUAGGGACUAAAAACGGUUCAAGGAAUGAAAACGAACAAACUGUUUUGCAAAACAUAACUGAAAAUGAGAACAAAGUGAUUUUCAAUUGUUCCGCAGUGAAAACGUUAUUUUUAAAUGCUGGUAACCGGUUAUAACCGGUUAAUAUUGUUCCGAAAAAUUUUUCAUGAAACCAAAGCCAAAGGGUUUAUCACAGUACAUUUUUGUUCAUGUUGCCCGAAAAAAUGAAACAUGUGCUAGGAAACUGCUUCAUCACACACUUCUUUACCUGAUUGUCUGUUUUAAAAAAAACACACAAGAAAAAAAUAAAUAAAAAUAAUAAUGGCUUAUUUUAUUUUAUUUUAUUUUAGUGAGGCAAGUGGCAUAUUUUGGGCUUGUUUUUCCUGACCAGGUUGCUUGUUUCUCUUGUGAGAUCUGGCAACACUGCAAUUGGUAUUUAACCCACCCCUUAGAGUACUGUCAUUUUAAAAAGAUCGUUAUUAACCAUUCUUUUAUUUCGUUCUAAUCGUUUUCAGUUUGGAAAGGAGGCUGCGGAACUUCUGAACCGGAAUGAAAAAAUACUGUUUUUGCUCAGAAUGUACCGAAAUGAAAAACAUUUCAUUUUUAAUCCCUGACACUUACACUUGAAUUGUACUAAACUACUUUAUGGUUCAGUAAUACAAUUCAGUGCCUUUUAAGUCCCCAGUAUGGUUUUAAUUAUGUUUUAUUUUACCCAAUAACAAUUUUGCUAGACUUGUUAAAAAGAAUAAGGACAAUGUACAAUGUUACACAUUGAUGUGGGCCUAAAACUUUGGAUUCUUUCUUUCUUUUUUUUUUUUCUUCAACUAUGUGUUUAGUAUUACAUUCUUUUACUAACAAGUGUUCAUUUGUGGUAAAUGUGUCAUUUUGAAACUGAUAGUGGAGCGUUUUUAUUUUUUUAUUUGGUGUCCCUUGACUUAUUGUCCACUCUUUUAUGGGAAGUAUAGGGAAAAUUUAUAUAAUUUUAAAAUUCCAAUAUAUUUAUGUUAACAGAAAUAAAAUUACAAAUAUGUUUGCUAGAUAUCAUUCACUGACCAUAGUGGCUAAUUUUACCCACUGCAUGUCCACGCUGUUACUGUCCAUCCUGACUCUCUCCACCUAACAGUAUGGACAAAGUCAUUUAUCUUGACCUGUAUGACUUAUAAAAUCUUUGACAUGUUCCUAACAUAAAGACAUAAAGAUAAAAGUAUGUUUCGUUUUUUUUAGAAGUUUCAAACCCGAAAAGGCACCAAAUUGUACGAAUGACCCUUAUGUCAGUUCCACUUAAUGUUUAUUUCUUUUAAUAUCAGCAUUUUGUUUGCUCUAAUGUUUUUUUGUUUUUUUUUUGAGAGAAAGAUAGAGAGUGAGAUUUUUUUGUUUAUUCUUUUUUAUUUUCCAAUUAAAAAAACAAAAAAAAACUGCUUACACUGUUCAAAUGUUGUUUACGCUGUUUUUCCACUAACUUCCAUUCAUUAAUUAUAACAAAUAAAAUAUGUAAUAAAGGCC
Myxocyprinus asiaticus (Chinese sucker) is the source of this 3178-nucleotide messenger RNA. RefSeq names its product extracellular matrix protein 1-like. Bases 74 to 1576 code for a protein of 500 amino acids. Gene Ontology annotation, cellular component: extracellular region. Gene Ontology annotation, biological process: regulation of bone mineralization; signal transduction. The transcript is spliced from 11 exons. NCBI's taxonomy places the organism in Eukaryota, Metazoa, Chordata, Actinopteri, Cypriniformes, Catostomidae. The record is from RefSeq and is a predicted model, not a curated record.